GGCGGGCCGCUCAGGGUUAAAGGGGCGCCCGCGGGUCGCCGCCGCUCUGCCUCGGGGAGACAAAGCGCCGUCUCGUUGCCGCCCCCGAGCUGUUCCGGGCCAUGGGCGGGACAGACCGUCGCGCCGGUCCCACAGCCAGUGCGAGUGCUGGGAUCGAGGUGUGCACCACUGGACCCGACAGGUGUCGUUUUGUCCUGCUUUUUGGAAGUGCUUUCCAAGUGCUGGGAUGACUGGUGUGAGCGCCCCGUUGGGGGCUCCUGAGUUCAGGCUACACACGGGGCCCUCAGAUCCAGACGGAAAAACCCUCUCCCCUUCCGGAGCAGGCGUGAAUGACCCAGAUGAAGAAUUAGAGUUCCAGAGAGGUUGACUGUGCUGUGCGCCCCCGAGGUGACCCAGCCUGGAGACUGAGAGCCAGCCGACCUGCGAAGGGAGCCGGGUGGGCAGCCUGUGGGCACAGACAGGUGCAGGCCUCGCGGCCAUGAAGCUCAACGAGCGGAGCCUGGCCUUCUAUGCGACCUGCGAUGCCCCGGUGGACAACGCGGGCUUCCUGCACAAGCGCGGGGGCCGCGGGGCCGGCUCGCACCGGCGCUGGUUCGUGCUCCGGGGGAACAUGCUCUUCUACUUCGAGGCGGAGGGCAGCCGCGAGCCGCUGGGCGUCAUCCUGCUGGAGGGCUGCACGGUGGAGCUGGUGGACGCCCGGGAGGAGUUCGCCUUCGCCGUUCGCUUCUCCGGCGGCCGCUCCCGGCCCUACGUGCUGGCCGCCGACAGCCAGGCCGCCCUGGAGGGCUGGGUGAAGGCGCUGUCCCGGGCCAGCUUCCACUACCUGCGCCUGGUGGUGCGCGAGCUGGAGCAGCAGCUGGCCGCCAUGCGCGAGGGCGGCUCGGCCAAGGCCGGCCCCGCCAGCCCCAGCCCCAGCCCCAGCCCGGCUUUGAACCCGAGACCCAAGGAGAACGGCCGGGCAGUGUGGAGCGCUCUGCCUGAGCCACCGCCGCCGCCGCCGCUGCCACCCCGCCGCAGGGCCUCCGCGGCCGACGGGCCCCCGGCGUCCUUCGCCCAGCUGCACGAGCGGUACGGACUAGAGGUGCAGGCGCUCAGGAGCCAGUGGCGCGGAGGCCAGGCGGGCCGAGCCGGCCUGGCGAGCCUGGAGGACCCCUGGCAUCCUGCUUCUGCUGAGACUCAGACUCGGGAGCGGCCCUAAGGGACCUACGGGCCGUGAGGGAGGCAUGACUACACAAGGUCCCCAAAUGGCGUGGAUGCAAGCCGGCUCCCAGGGGACAUCGGAGACUCAGGAGACCUGGGCCCCUGGGGUCAGAGGCACAUCCUUCGGAGGAGAAGAAUCUGGGACCUGAACCUGCAGGUGCUUCUAGAGCCCAAGGAGCUGGUUUCUAGAGAACUCUGCGCCAAGGCAGCCCGUGUGACCUUGACAGCCCUGAAGCUGGCCACCGGCCUGUGGGGCCCAGGCUUCACCCGGUGCCCGGCCUCACAAGGAUCUAAGGCUUGAAGCGGGUAGCUACAGUCUUGAGUUGCUGCUGUGGGCCUAAGGCAGCAGGUGGAAGGUGGGGCUUGCGCUGGUAGGUCCGCAAGGCUCCUGGCCUGGAACCAGCUCAGGCAGGACUUUGCCCAGCUCUGCAGGUGGGCCUCACCUGACCUCAGGCCUGGGCUGCGACCAGCUUCCUCACAGGUUCACCUGAAGACCAGGGCUCCUACUGAUUCCAUGCCUGCAGGGGGGAGUCCAGGCACCGCCCCUGGCCACUGCAGGCUGGUGGGCCUCCUCCUCCUCACCACAGUGCUGGCCAGCUUCCAGAGUGCUGGGCAGGGCUGGGCCGGGCAACCAGCCCCACCUGGGUCUUGUUCACAGUCCUCCUCAGUGCCCCGCCCUGGGGACUGGAGGCCAUUCACUCCAAUCGCUGCGUCCCAUGGGCAGGUUUCGCCCUGGCCCCUCCCUCUCCCCUGUCCCCGAGGCCCUGGGCUGGGGUUCCAUGGGGGCCUCUGUCUGUCCCAGGGCCUCUAGGCCCCCUGCUGGCUCAGGGGCCAGGCCAGGCCAGGCCUUGGCUGUGGGUUGUCUUUGAAGUACAGAGGGUACUGUCUUUCCUCAGUCAGUGAGGUGUUCCAUUCUCACCCCUGCCACUUUCUACUGUCAGCUGGCUGCAAGGGGUGGCAUUGUCCCCAGGGAGCCGGGCCCUAGCAGGAGACACAGAGGCGCCUCGCCUACUUGGCCCUUACCUCGACCUCUGUCUCCUGAGCUCAGCUGCCUGCACAGGUGGCGCCUCUGGGGAUUGGUCUCUGUCUCCUCAGCUCUCCCUCCGUGGGCUCAGGACUUCUGGCGUGGCGGGCGGAGCAGGAGGGCCGAGCUCUGGACUCUCACCGGGAUGGGUUACAAACUCUGAAGGUACGGCGAGGUGGGGGCGAGGGCAGGGGUGUCUCCUUUUCCCAAAGCACAAGAAGUCGUCCCGCUGACUCGGGCUGGGAGGGAAGUCAGCCCGGACAGGGCCCGAGGGCCGGAAUAAAAGCUGGUGGAGAA
This is a messenger RNA of Apodemus sylvaticus (European woodmouse), 2521 nucleotides long. It is a transcript of the gene Pheta1, whose product is annotated as PH domain containing endocytic trafficking adaptor 1. The transcript is spliced from 5 exons. Gene Ontology annotation, biological process: retrograde transport, endosome to Golgi; receptor recycling; endosome organization. Gene Ontology annotation, cellular component: trans-Golgi network; recycling endosome; early endosome. NCBI's taxonomy places the organism in Eukaryota, Metazoa, Chordata, Mammalia, Rodentia, Muridae. Bases 479 to 1198 code for a protein of 239 amino acids. The record is from RefSeq and is a predicted model, not a curated record.